Molecule: messenger RNA, 678 nt
Organism: Apaloderma vittatum (bar-tailed trogon)
Lineage: Eukaryota; Metazoa; Chordata; Aves; Trogoniformes; Trogonidae
Product: protein AHNAK2-like
Exons: 1
Coding region: 1-678 (225 amino acids)
Biological process (GO): regulation of RNA splicing
Cellular component (GO): cytoplasm; costamere; nucleus
Source: RefSeq, a predicted model, not a curated record
AUGACCAGCCUCGCCGCCCCUGAUAUCAAGCUGCCCUCCGUCGAGCUCCAGGCGCCUGAGGUUGACCUCAAAGUGCCUUCUGCCGAAGUCUCACUCGACGGGGCUGAUCUUGAAACCUCUGGCCUGAAAGGGAAGUUCAAGAUGCCCAAGUUUGACAAGCCCAAAUUCGGAGUGUCGCCCCCCAGGUUGGAAGGGCCCAAAGUAGAGGUCAGUGUGCCCAGCGCCGAGGUAGACCUCCCCUCUGUUUCCUUGACAGCCACAGGGGAGUCCCCCACGCUGGGCCUGAAAACUGACAUCCCCAAAAUUGAAGGGGCCAGCUUGAAUCUGGAGGAGCCCUCCCUCAAAAUGCCCAAAGUCGACAUCAGAGCUCCCAAGGUGGACAUCAGCUUCCCAGCCGUCGACAUCAGCCUUCCAAAGGCCAGCAUCGAUGUGCAGGCCCCUGAGGCAGCCCUCAGCCUCGAGGGGGAAGCAAAAGCACCGGAGGAGGAGGCUGCAAAGACCAAGGACGGCAAGUUCAAGAUGCCCAAGCUCGGCAUGCCUUCCCAGCAGGGAGGCCAAGGGCCGCCUGGCCGCCGAUGUGGACGUCAGCCUCAAGGAGCCCCAAGUGACGGUGCCCUUGGGAAGUGCCGACAUCGAGGUGACCCUGCCCGCAGCCGAGAUGCAAUCUUCUGCUUUUGA